Trichoderma harzianum CBS 226.95 is the source of this 630-nucleotide messenger RNA. RefSeq lists its product as hypothetical. The record is from RefSeq and is a predicted model, not a curated record. The coding region runs from base 201 to 422 and encodes 73 amino acids. Lineage: Eukaryota; Fungi; Ascomycota; Sordariomycetes; Hypocreales; Hypocreaceae. The transcript has a single exon.
CUCAUCAUCUUCAAGUGGCAGCCAGGUCCACUCAUAGGGCGGAGCUUUGGUCACCACCUGGCAAUGCUCUGCUCUGUGCGAAUGGGCAAUAACUGCCACCUCCGCAAAAAGCGCAUCUUUGCCCUCCCUAUCUGCAGUGCUACCUUACUUCGAUCAGAGUGUGUUAGCAUGAACAUAACCAUGCCUAGACAUGCCCGGACAUGCAAGUACUACUAGUAGUGCUACCUGGCAUGCUACCCGCAAAAGCUGCCAUCGGCAAAUCGUCGAAAAGCUUGGCCCUUUGCAUGACAUCCGGCACCACUCACCACUCGGGGUGCUUUGCAACUGACCCCAACUUGUGUCUCUUACCCCGACCUGUGCCUCAGGUUGCCAACACUAGAGCUAAUAAUUAUCAGAUCCUUGCGCCAGAAGCGAUCGACUAAACUUGCUUCGAUGAGACUACUGGAAGCAGUGCUAGGCACGGAAAACUUCCGUAAUCAUAAGCAUUUCUAAUCCCACGAAACAGCCAGGACGACCAGGACUACUCCGUACCACUGCUAGCUCUCCUGGCACGUUCUGCACUACUCAGGUGCCUUUGUGUAGGUGCCUGGCAACCUGGGCUCGAGAUGAUCAUCGCUUCGGCGCUAACGA